UUUGGCACGGAUUAGACAUUUGUUGUCUUAGUAGAUUUUGGUACAGUAGGAUUUUUUAGCGUCUGUCAUACGCUUCUAAAGUUAACCAUUUUUGAAGGAGCAGAUAUAUUAUACGCGAGGAAGAGUAACAAGAACUUCAAAUUGACAACUACAUUGUUGCGAAACCAAACUCAAACCGCGUCUUCUGAGGAACAACCGUAUCUACUUACUCGGAAGAGGACACCACGACCAAGAUGAGCAAGCCGCGACCGAGCAUUUUCGCAGUGCCCGAGGUGGACAUCAUCUGCGAGCCCGCCGGGCCGCCGAAUAAGUACCCGGAUGUGCUGGACCCGAUUCGCGAGGAGGCGAAGGCGGAGAAGCGAAGGCUGAUGGGAAAGUUCGCCCUCUACUUUGCCCCGCACACCGCCCAGCACGCGUUUGCGUACGAGCCCAACGCGUUCUCGUACGAGAUCAACAGCCCCGUGAAGCCGCACGCGUCCUACCCCCGGUUUCUGGUCUGCCACAUGUGCGGGGGCGGAUUCGGCCCGCAGUCGCUCGAGUUGCACUUGAAGGUGUGCGAGGAAAAGUGGGACGCGCAGGAGGCGCAGCGCGAGCCAGGCGAGCCGACUCGGGACAUCCCCAGCAGACCCAGCGUCACGCCAGCAGACCCAAAUAAUUGGACCAGAGGAGAAGUUGACGAAUACAACAAGCAGGCCACGGAAGCAUACAAUGAAAAUGGUAUGGAUCAUUUUUAUUUACGCGGAUAAAUCUCUACUCAAGAUAGAAUUUGCUCUCUAGAUGUACUUGUGCCUCUACUUGUAAAAAUUUCGCGGAAAAAUCAUUAUAGACAAUAUUUAUGUCGUUCCCUACAAAUAAAAAAAAUCCGAAAAAAUCGUUCCGAAACUACAGCCCUGUUCGAGUGUGAGAAAUGCGGAAGGAAAUUCAAUGAGGAGUCCUUCGCCGCGCACUUCAACGGUUGCGACAAAACCGCGGGCGGCAAUCCCAAGAUUUCUCCCUGCAACCUGUGCGGAAAAAUUCUUUUUGGCGACCAGCACCGGCUGUACCACACGCGAAAGUGUCGCUGCAACUUUUGGGACAUGCCGGUAUGCGGAAGAGCCAUCGGGCCGGCGUGCUACGUGUGCGGAAAGGAGUGCAGUUCCAAGAGUUUGGAUCGACACGUCGCCAUGUGCGAGAAGCAAUGGGUGGCGAGAGAAGAAAACAAAGUAUACUUCAUAUAUUGUUCAGACGAUAAUAGUAGUUGUAGUUGUACUAGUAGAUCAUCACAUUGAUUUUUGAACCACGCUACGAUAUGCUGGUCAUCUUCUCGCUUCAUGCGCGAUCACGACUUGGAUCUCAUUUUCGUUCAAACAAAUGCAUCUUUAUCUUUUCGAAGCGCGGGUCGAAAAUCUAAAUCUGCGAGUGCCCAGCGAAGCUGGUGUGGAUUGGUAAUGAUACGUUUUGUGUACCAGCCUAUGCGUAUGCCAUUAACGUCAUCUAUGUCGAUUAAUCGUUAAAUACCUGAUCCUUUCAGGUUUACCCCGACGACCGGCUCCCACUCCCUUCCAAAAUUGGGGGUUCCGGCGGUUGGGACGCGCAGAAGCAGGCUAUGCUGGGCUGCGGCGCGAUGAAGACCUGCGAGAACUGCGGCAAGAGCUUUUAUGCCGAAUCCUAUGAGAAGCACAUUCGCGGGUGCGGGCAGGAGCAGACGUUGGAAAACUUUCUGAAGCAGCAGAAGAACAAAACAAGGAAGCGCGAGCUGGUGCUCGGCUGCGAAGAUGGAUACUUCCGGAAGUACAACCCGAGACCCAGCGAGAAGGGCGUGUGUUGCUACAUCUGCGGCAGGAAAUUCGGGUACGCAAGCAUCGACAUCCACAUUAAGGCCUGCAUUCACGUUUGGGAGGAAAGGGAGAAUGCAAAGUCGGACCGCGAGGAGAAAAGGUACAAACAACUGCUCUUUAAAUACUGAUAUUCAUCGAUGAUGCAUUUUAUUUAUUCGCAGUGUGUUCGCCACGUAAUCAGAGUUUCAUUUUCGUGACGUCGCCGUGCUUCUGCGCUGAGAAGUUUAUCGUCGAACAUAAGCCUCACUGAGUGAGUCUCAGUCACAUGAAGAUGUAACUACUCAGCUUUUUGAUCAUGCUGCAUGUGUAGAUGCAUGAAAUUAAGAAGCGUUUGUCUUCGAAGAUUCGGAAACCUUGGUAAAAAUACAUAUGAAAACAGGCCCGUUCCGUCCCGGCCUCCUCAGUUUGACAGCUUCAAGUCGAAUGCCAUGUCCCUUGCGGAGUGGAAUAAGUGGGUCUUUGAGAACUGCGCGCUCUACGUUCCGUGCAAAAAUUGCAACCGCACGUUCUUGCCCGAACAGCUGGCCAAGCACCGUCGCGGCUGCAAACCGCAGGGCGCGCCCGCGGAGUGGCGAUGAAGAGCGGGAAAAAUCGUUCGUGGGUUCGAACAAGAAGUGUUUUGGCAAAAAAAACACGACGCGACAAUAUUAAUAUGCACCAAACUCAUCAUGCUUUUUCAGUACCCCUGGAAACAUGAAGAAACGUCUCGGCCUUUUACAAGUUUUACAAAAAGUUUGUUUGUUUUCAAUCAGUUCAUCAGUAGAAUUUUUACCACUUUACUAAAGUACGCAUAGGAAAGAUCAUGAACCACACAAACAUACUACAUAUAUUUUUUUGUCAUUUCGUUUCGAUCUUCUACAGCAAUACAAAUAAAAAUCAAGAUGGUACAGUAUCCACUUUUAUUUUCUUCUCAAUUCAAUUUCAACAAAGCAAAAAUUCCAAUUUACAAUUUACAAUAUAUUACAAGCAGUUUAUUAUUAUUCUUUUGUCAAGCGUUUGAUAUUCUACUCUCAGAACCACCACUAGAAACCGAUGAAUGUGGGCAAGGUUUAGAACUUCUAUCUGGGGAAAAAUAAAAAAGCGUAGUAUGUCAGAAGUUCUGUACCCCAGAAUUGAGUUCGGAAAAGAUAUUUUAUUACGACGGGUAAAAGAUAUUUUGCACGAUUCGCUCGCGAUUUGGGCUGGGAGUUUGUUUUUUAGUAGAAAUAUCAAGUCGAACAAAUUCAAGUUUUCUCGUUUGAUGAGUUUCUUUUGUCCUGUCUACCCGACAGAGCAAAGUGAUUCAAAUGGUUCUGCUCUACUUUAUUUCCCACCACAGGCACACCCCUAACCCCUUCUCCGCAGAACGACCCCAAUCUCCUAUGCAAAGCACCACCACGACGACCCGACGUGCUCUUGCUCGUCAUAGCCAUGACCAUGAAAAGCAAAUUUGUCUACCCCGCUGAAGAAUUUGAAUUUUGUCCCAAAGUAGACACGGAAACCCUCCAGGAAAGGCUCACAAAGUCAUCUUAAUGUCAUUUACGAAUCACUGGCACCUUGUUGCCAGUAAGUACGAAAGAAAUAUGUUAACCGGGUCGUCAUGACUGUGUUCCAGCCGGUAAGGCAAGUGGCG
Messenger RNA from Amoebophrya sp. A120, 3429 nucleotides. The record is from the annotation of a GenBank genome assembly. Lineage: Eukaryota; Dinophyceae; Syndiniales; Amoebophryaceae.